CAAUUUCAGCCACAUGAUUAAUUGAAAUAAAAAUAUGAAUAAAGCGACAAGUGAAUAUGGUGGAAAAUAGAUUUGCAAAGAUUUGUCUGUCUGUAUGUAUCGCUAGCCUCUUGUCUUCCCAAAAGUAGAUACUCGAUAUCUAUCUCUGUCUAUAUAUCUUGCAUAUCUUUCAUUUGAUGGUAGAAGAAAAUGGUCAUGGAUCAAGAAAUGGGAAGGUAUCCUUCUUCUUCUUCUUCUUCUUCAUCAAGUGGUGCACCAAAUCUGCACGUUCUUGCAGUGGAUGAUAGCCAUGUUGAUAGGAAGGUCAUUGAGAAGUUGCUCAAGAUUUCUUGCUGUAAAGUGACUGCUGUGGAGAGUGGGAAGAGGGCUCUGCAAUAUCUGGGCUUGGAUGGAGACAAAAGCCCCGUGGAAUUUGAUGGAUUGAAGGUUAAUCUUAUAAUGACAGAUUAUUCUAUGCCUGGGAUGACUGGAUAUGAACUUCUUAAAGAGAUUAAGGGCUCCUCAAGGUUAAGAGAAAUACCAGUGGUGAUAAUGUCAUCCGAAAAUAUUUUGGGUCGAAUUGAUAGGUGUAUGGAGGAAGGUGCUGAAGAAUUUCUUGUAAAGCCAGUUCAGCUAUCUGAUGUGAGAAGAUUGACAGAUUUCAUACUACAAGGUGACGAGGAUCGUCAAAAGGUAGGAUCUUCUAAGAGAAAACUCUGGGACGUUCCACGAUCAUGGUUUACCACAUCUUGCUCCUGAUUUUCUAUCAUCGCCCAAAAUCAAAUUGUACCACAGCAAUCUCUUUUGAAUUGUCCAUGAUUGCGCAUGGCAUGAUUUUUACACCAAAAAGAAUGGACAGGUUACAUAUAGAUUGGAAGUAAAGAUGAUAGUGGGACAAUUGUUCUUUUGUUACAUUUACCAGUAAAGACAAGAUUUUCCUUUUCA
Messenger RNA from Olea europaea var. sylvestris, 924 nucleotides. RefSeq names its product two-component response regulator ARR15-like. Lineage: Eukaryota; Viridiplantae; Streptophyta; Magnoliopsida; Lamiales; Oleaceae. Gene Ontology annotation, biological process: phosphorelay signal transduction system; cytokinin-activated signaling pathway. The record is from RefSeq and is a predicted model, not a curated record. Bases 190 to 738 code for a protein of 182 amino acids. The transcript is spliced from 5 exons.